AUCACUCCUAACCUAGUGUCUACCAUUGAAUGACAGUGAAUACCACACAUUCACGGUGUAUAUCACGUGAUGUGCUUACCUGCUACUUUUUCCUGGAAAACAGGGUUAUGACUUACAAAUAACAUGAAGGGUGUAACGUUGAGAGUAUGGUUAACGUCAAACUAGUAAGCUAGUCAAACGAUUACCCUGAACAAAUGGCACCGACAAGCAGAAACCUAUAUCAUCCUGAACUUAAUGUGGUUUUCAAUAGAAACAACACGCAUGACUAACAGACUAUUACCUCAUAUUUUACUUUGAAUUAUAUGAUAGUUGAAUGUUAAAGAGAAUGACUUACUUUACAUAUUUAACCCCAAAUGAUACAAAUGUCUGAAACUAGGUUAUUGUGUUGAUGUAUUUGUCUGUCAGUAGUGUAGUGGUUAUUCAGGAGGUGAGCGCAUAAACCACACGUGCAGCAGUAGAGCUUCAGUGAUAUUUUGUGUCUUAAACUCUCUUACAGUGAAUAUUAAACAUCAAGAAUGCUGCAGAAUCACAUCUGUAGAUCAGUUUUGCUGUAUUUAUGUUGGUGGCGAUUGGACAUUGUGUUUGGUGAUGAAGUGAAGUCAGUGUUAGUGAUGGAGGGAGAUUGUGUUACUCUUCAUACUGAUAUUACUGAACUACAGGAGGACGAUGUGAUCGAGUGGAUGUUUGGUGUUGAGAGUCCAGAUAAGAUCAUAGCUGAAUUCAUUAGAGAAGACAAAACAACAUCAUUUAAUGAUGAGAGAUUCAAGAAUCAUUUAUAUGUGAAUCAUCAGACUGGAGAUCUCAUCAUCACAAACGUCACAAACAAACACACUGGAGUUUAUAGAGUAGAGAUCAACAGACAACCUUCUGUCAUCUUCAAACACUUCAAUCUUACUGUUUAUGCUCGUCUGCCAGUUCCUGUCAUCAGCAGUAACUCAUCACAAUGUUUAUCAUCAUCAUCAAACUGUGUGUUGUUGUGUUCAGUGUUGAAUGUGAGAGAUGUGAGUCUGUCCUGGUAUAAAGGAAACAGUUUAUUGUCCAGCAUCAGUGUGUCUGAUCUCAACAUCAGACUCUCUCUUCAUCUGGAAGUUGAAUAUCAGGAUACAAACACAUACAGAUGUGUAGUCAACAAUCCCAUCACAAAACAAACUCAACAUCUCUACAACAUCAAGAAUCUCUGUCAGACGUGUUCAGAUGGUGUCGACUGUUGUGGUUUUACUGAAACUGUGAUACGAUUGGUCGUCUCUGUUCUGGUGGGCGUGGCUGCUGUUGCAUUUUGAUUUAUGACAUCAGAUCCAGAUGAGAAUCACCAUCAGUUUCUGAUAAAGAUUUUCUACAACAAAAAUGAUCUUAGUUUUGCUUUUUCUUCAAGAAUAUUUGUAAAUCAGUUUUAAACUUUUGUUAAAAAAUAAUUUAGACGUUUUUAGGGUUUUUAUCUCCAUUAACAAACAUCUAAAUGUUAAUUCUUGCUCUUUGGAAGCUGACAUUUAUUUUGCAAAAAGAUU
This is a messenger RNA of Misgurnus anguillicaudatus (oriental weatherfish), 1505 nucleotides long. The record is from RefSeq and is a predicted model, not a curated record. Lineage: Eukaryota; Metazoa; Chordata; Actinopteri; Cypriniformes; Cobitidae.